Molecule: messenger RNA, 2713 nt
Organism: Menidia menidia (Atlantic silverside)
Lineage: Eukaryota; Metazoa; Chordata; Actinopteri; Atheriniformes; Atherinopsidae
Source: the annotation of a GenBank genome assembly
UGAGUUGCCGUAGUGCGUCACAUGUUGACUUGUGGUGCUUGUCCAAGCUACCCACAGCUUCCCCAUGUAAAAGGCAUAUAAAACAGACAUUGAAAUAACUUGUUUAUUGUUGUCGCUACAGUGUGCGUCGAAAUGCCGUAAUAUCUUCAUGUUUCGUUGGAUAAAAGUCCUCUAUUGAUGUAUGUAUCCAUUGUGACAAGCGUAGGUAGCUAGCUUGUUUGCUAGCCAGGAAGAGUUGACACUGUUGGCUUUGAAUCUGCUAAAAGAGAAGGCACAGGAGCUUGCUUAAAGAGAGCUCCAGAUGCGGUUAAAAGACCCCUUUUCUUUGAAAGCCGCCGAUAUGACCAAGCGGACUAAUAAACCAAGAAAACCUCGAGAUGAGGAGUCAUCAGAUGAAGUCAGUGGACUUGUGUGCCAGCAUGUGAAUAAAGCGGUGGACCUGAGCUCAGUGAAAAAGUCGAUCUCCUCCAAUGUGUGGUUGGUCUGCUCUGAGUGCCUGAGGGAGAGGACGAUGAUCGAUGGAGAGCCGGCAGCAUCCCACGACAUCCUGGUGUGCCUCAAGUGCGGUUUUCAAGGCUGUAACCAGUCAGGGAUCCAACACGCUGUCAAGCAUCACCAGGCUUUUAAUUCAGAAUCCCACUGCAUCACUAUCAGCCUGAGCUCGUGGAAGGCUUGGUGCUUUGAGUGUAAUGAAGAGCUCUCUACUCACAGCAACAAGAAGGCUCUGGCUCAGACCCUGGAUUUUCUACAAAAGCACUCUACCAAGGCAACAUCGACAUCAUCGCCCAAGACCUUAAAACUACGAGAGGAACCAUCAGAUUAUGCCGGCCCACCCAGAGGAAAAAGUCCAGGCGUCCACAGCACUUUGGUCCCGGUCAAGGGAAUAACUAACCUCGGAAACACGUGCUUUUUUAAUGCUGUCAUGCAGAACCUGUCCCAGACUCACAUGCUCAUUGACCUCAUCCAUGAAGUAAAGGAAAAAGGCUAUAAGCUGAAGAUAAGCCCAACUGUCGAGGGAAAUCUGAGUCCCCUGACGGUCACGCUGCCCGGUCCAGAGCCUCUGACCUCUGCCAUGUUCAGCUUCCUGCAGAGCAUGAAGGAAUCGGGGAAAGGCCCCAUCAAUCCCAAAACCCUCUUCAACCAGCUCUGCCAAAAAGCUCCACGCUUCAAGGGCUACCAACAGCAAGACAGCCAGGAGCUUCUGCACUACCUGCUGGACUCCAUACGUGUUGAGGAAACCAAAAGGGUGAAAGGGGGCAUUUUAAAGGCUUUCAACAAUCCCACAGAGAAGACGGCAGACGAGGAGACCAAACGCCAAGUCAAAGCGUACGGAAAAGAAGGCGUGAAGAUGAACUUUGUUGACCGCAUCUUUGUGGGCGAGCUUACCAACACAAUCAUGUGUGAAGAGUGCGAGCAUAUCUCAACGGUAAAGGAAGCCUUCAUAGACAUCUCAUUACCCAUCAUAGAGGAGAGGAUAUCAAAACCGUCUAAUCCCGGUCGGCUGGGGAAGGGCAGCCGGGAGCAGGACACCCACACUGACCAGCUCCUUUCUGUGUCGCACCCAGCCAACAAAAACAGCAGGAAGCUGAGCGGGCAGAAGCAGCUGCGCAGGAGGUCCUCCAGCUCGGUGGAGGAGCGGGGAGCAGGCUGCGGCGGGGAGCGGGCGGAGGAGGAGGCGGCGGCGGCCUGCGCCCGGGGCGUCUCCGUGUGUAAGAUGGCGGCCGCCGGCAGCCUGUCGGACGGCAGCGAAAGGGACUCCGGCGCCCAGGACAGCAGCAACGACGCCGACAGCGAGGCCUCGGAGAGCGAGUGGACCCCGCGCCCCUCCGGCCACGCCCACAGCCACGCCUCCACCCCGUCGUCGGCCACCACCCUCACGCCGUCCCCCACGCCCGCCUCGCCCUCGUCCUCCAGCAGGCCGGGCGGCGCCGUGGAGCAGCUCGUCUCGGCCGUGUCCAAAGUCAACCUGGACGCCGCCCCGAGCCCCCCCGAGGAGCAGGGGGACGCCCACGCCCACGCCCGGGAAAACCUCCACCACCAGCACCACCACCACCACCACCAGGGCGCCUUUCAGGCUCUGUCCCACAGCUACACGCCCAGCUCCAAAGAGUGCUCCAUCCAGUCCUGCCUCCACCAGUUCACCUCCGUGGAGCUGCUGAUGGGCAACAACAAGCUGCUCUGCGAGAACUGCACCGAGCGCAGGCAGAAGCAGCAGCUGCAGCAGCUGCAGCAGCGCAGGAGCGGAUCAGCAGAUAAGAAGGUGGAAAAGAUUUACACCAGUGCGAGGAAGCAGAUGCUGAUAUCCUCGCUGCCCCCCGUGAUCACGCUGCACCUGAAACGCUUCCACCAGGCAGGAAUGAACCUGCGGAAGGUGAAUCGCCAUGUGGACUUUCCUCUGAUCCUGGAUCUGGCUCCAUUCUGCUCGGCGUCCUGCAAGAACCUGGCAGCCGGUGAGCGCGUCCUGUACAGCCUUUAUGGGAUUGUUGAACACAGUGGUUCCAUGCGCGGCGGGCACUACACAGCUUACGUUAAAGUGCGUCCACCACAGAGGAAGUCAGAACAACACCACAAGAACCUGUCAGGUGCCAGAGAAGCCGGUAGCUGCUCCCAGGGCCAGUGGGUGUACGUCAGUGACACCACUGUUCAGACGGUACCGGAGUCGAGGGUACUCAGCUCUCAGGCAUACCUGCUCUUCUACGAAGAAAUGCUGUAA